AUUAAAAACAUGUCAAAAACAAUCAAAAUCGACAAAGCAUUUAAGACAAAGGAGUUUAAAAUCCAACCUCAGUUCAAGAAGAGAGAAAAGAAGGCUAUUAGGAAAGCCAAUGAGAAGGAUGACUCUGGAAGCGAGAAAGAGAUAGAUGAGCUACAGGAUCUCCAGAACAAGAUCAAGAGACAGCCUUCUUUGUGGAGAAAUGAGUUCAGAAAACACCUUGAAACUUUCAAAAAGCUCUUUCUUAAGUUCAGAGAGGAUCCUAGUAGGGAGGAUGAGGAGACAGUGAAAUACAUCAAAUUCAUGACACAUAUCUGUGAUGUGUAUAGGAAGGAUCUCUCCUUUGUGCCUACAGAAUUUGUGAGUAUGCUUGAACAAAAUUACUCGACUAUUCAUCCUAAUGUAAGGUUCGAGCUAGUCCAGAGUUUGAGAAUGAUCAGAACUAAAAAGUUAGCAACUGCAGUUGAUAUUAUCCCACUCUUCUUCAAGUUAUUCAGGGCUGAAGAUAAAGCACUGAGAAGGUACCUCUUUACUUGCAUUGUUGGAGAUUUAAAACUUUUGAACAAAAAAUCGAAGGCUUCAAAUGUAAAUAAAACACUCCAAAAUUUUGUCUACAAUAUGAUAAAAGAUCCCCAAGAAAUCGCAGCUAAGCAAAGCCUUCAAGUAAUGAUCGAGUUGUAUAAGAGGAAGAUUUGGAAUGACGAUAACACUGUCAAUGUUAUAGCUGAAGCAGGGCUUCAGAAGAGCCCCAAGCUCUGCUUGCUAGCUUGCAAAUUUUUCCUCCUUCUCAAUUAUGAAAAUGAAGUCUCUGGAAGUGAUCAUGAGGACAGCGAUAUUGAUGAUGUCAAGAAACAGAUUCUGAACACAAAGGUAGGAGCCAAGAUGAGUAGGAAGAAAAAGCACGGGCUUGAAAAAACACUCAAAAAUAUGAGAAGAAGGAAAGGAAGGAAAGACAAAGUCUACUUUACUCCAGACUUUCUCCCAAUUGAUCUCUUGAGAUGUCCUCAAGAAUAUGCUGAAAGAUUGUUCUACAGGCUUAGGAAGAGUAACGAGAAGCUUGAGAUCAAGCUAUUCAUGAUGAAGUUUAUUGGAAGGCUGAUUGGAAGACAUAAGUUAAUUAUGUUCAACUUUUAUCCAUUUAUCUCUAAGUAUAUAAACCCUCAUCAGAAAGAAUUGGCAGAGUUCCUUGCAAUGGUUGCUGAGUCAACCCAUAUUAACGUUCCUCAUGAAGAAGUAUCUCCCCUUAUUGAGAAGAUCUGUGAGAACUUUGUUAAUGAGAGAGCCUCUCCUGUGAGCAUGACCAUUGCAAUGAACUCUAUAAGAGAGAUUGCUGCCAGAAACCCAAAUGCUAUGAACAAAGAGCAACUUCAGUACUGCAUUGCUUACUCAAAGAUCAAGAACAAAUCAGUCUCAAUGGCCAUCAAGGGAUUGAUCAACUUGUUCAGAGAUCUUAGACCAGAGCUCCUUGAAAAGAAACAGCUCGGUAAAGAGGAUUACAUCAAGCUCAGAAAAGAUGGGCCUGAAACUAUGGUUGAGAAUACUAAGCUCAGGACAAUUGAAGGACUCGAUCUCCUCAGAGAGCAUGAGGGUCUUGGAGAAAAUGUUAACAUGAUUGGGCAUAGACUCCUUACCGAUGAAGAUUUUAAACUGAUCAAGAAGCUUCAAAUACAAAAGAAGACUGAAGAAGCUAAAGAGCAGCUCAAACUUGACCUUAGCGAGUAUGAUAUCGUAGAUCAUAGGUUUGCAAUCCAUGACCAAGCCCAACUUCAAGCCGCUCAAGAGGCUGAGGAAGCUGAGGGAGAAUUUGAUGCUGAUGAUGAGAGUGGAGAAGAUGGAUCUGAUGCUGAUGACGGAGAAAAACCAUCUAAAAAGGUAAAGAUAAGCUCUAAAACUCAAGUACAUGAAAUCAAAGAUGGUGACUCAGAGGAAGAGAAAACUGAUGUUAAGAAGGUUGCUACUCCAAUUCAAAUAGUAGGGGCACCUCCUGUUAUCAGAUCUGAUGGUAUUAGAUAUGUCCCUGCAGUUACAGAAGAUGAAGUGGAUUUCGAUAUAUCAGUAUCUUCUAUCUCAGACAGUGAUAGUGAUGAGUAUGUAUCUCACAAUCCACAUAACUUCAUUGAUGGAGUCCAUUUGAAUACAUAUAAAAAGAGCAAGUAUCAAAAGCUGGCAGAAACUUAUGUAUCUCGUGAGGAGAAGCAAAGGCUCAAAAAGGAGAGGGCGAGAGCUCAUCAUGACAAGAAAGGAAAGAAAGAACAAGCCAAUAUCAAUGAUGAUGCCCAAGAAGUUGAGGUCUAUUCACCAAAACUACAGAUCUACCUCUGAACGUCUCAAAGACCUGAAAUACAAGCUUGGUAAAGUGAAAGAUGGCAAGCUCAAAGUGCAUCGUAAAGGACUUAAGAAUGUACGCUAAAUUUCUGAAAAUUAUCUCU
This is a messenger RNA of Moneuplotes crassus, 2426 nucleotides long. The record is from the annotation of a GenBank genome assembly. NCBI's taxonomy places the organism in Eukaryota, Ciliophora, Spirotrichea, Euplotida, Euplotidae.